Messenger RNA from Pecten maximus, 3004 nucleotides. Its product is annotated as multiple epidermal growth factor-like domains protein 10. Gene Ontology annotation, molecular function: scavenger receptor activity. Bases 1 to 1779 code for a protein of 592 amino acids. Lineage: Eukaryota; Metazoa; Mollusca; Bivalvia; Pectinida; Pectinidae. The record is from RefSeq and is a predicted model, not a curated record. The transcript has 12 exons.
AUGGUUAUGACAUUUUCAGGAGCUGUACCUGCUGCACAUCUCACCGGAAGUGGUUGCAGCGACUGGAAGUACGGAUCCGGCUGCGGAAGUGAUUGUACAUGUGUACAAGCUAACUCAGCAUCUUGUAACAAUGUAAACGGGGCCUGUACAUGUAGUGCAGGUUACAUUGGGACAAACUGUGAAAAUGCAUGUAGCGCCUGGAAGUAUGGUGAUGGUUGUAGCAGUGACUGUACAUGCGUACAGGCUAACACCGCUAGCUGUAUUAAUGAAAACGGGCAAUGUUUGUGUGACCCUGGAUACUCCGGAAUUAUUUGUGACACCGCGUGUGUUCCUUGGAAAUUUGGGAACGAUUGUGGAAAUGAUUGCACAUGUGUCCAAGCCAACAGCGAAACAUGUAACGACGUGAGCGGUGCCUGCACGUGUAAGCCGGGUUACAUCGGUACUAACUGUGAAACUGCUUGCUCUGGUUAUACGUAUGGAGCAGGAUGUACUGAAAACUGUUCAUGUAUCCCAAACAACACUCUCACGUGCAGUCAUGUGAACGGGAGUUGCGCGUGCAAUACAGGCUACACUGGACUUAUCUGUAACGAAACUUGUCCUCUGUGGACGUACGGAGCUGGGUGCUUUUCAACCUGCACAUGUGACAAAAGCAAUACAGCCACCUGUAGUUCUAACGGCACGUGCGUGUGUAAACCAGGUUACAGCGGAAUAAGCUGCAUUGAAGCGUGUCCUUCCGGUUUUUACGGAGAUGGAUGUUCAUCUGUUUGUGACUGUCAUUUAAAUAAUACAAUAGCAUGUGACCAUGUGACCGGAUAUUGCACAUGCGCAGUCGGAUAUGAUCAACCAGACUGCACACAAGUCUGCAGCCUUUUGAAGUUCGGUGAUAAGUGCUCACAAUCAUGUUCCUGUCCCUCCAAUGCAUACCCAGUGUGUAAUCACGUGACAGGGGCGUGCACGUGUAGUCCGGGAUAUGUCGGUGACACCUGUGAUAGUGUUUGUGCGGACAAUACAUUUGGAAUAGCAUGUAUUGGGAUUUGUGAUUGUGAUGCUCAACACACAAACCUAUGUGACAAGGUUUCGGGUGCCUGUGCAUGCAACAGUGGCUGGGAGGGCACUAGGUGUGAUACAGCUGCUGCAUUUGCCUUGGUUAGCAGUCCGGCCCUGGUUGGUAUUCUAGGAUUCCUGGCUGCAUUUGUCCUAGUGGUAAUCAUAGCUGUCGUUCUGUGGUGCGCGUGCAGAUGUUCCUGCCAUGAGGUGAAAUCUCGGUCUCGACGAAAGAAAGAUUUCAUUGAGCUUUCUGAGGUACCCGAAGCACCUGCGCCUCCUAUAGCUGGAGGGGUUGCCGCGAAAGCUACAGGAUAUCAAAAGACACCUACAGCAAAGGGCUUACCGAAUGAUAAAGACGGGGUAUAUUAUGGCCGAGAUACUUUGAACAACUCGUCCACACCGGCGGGGAAUGGUUCACAGGUGGCACCACCUGUUCCCACAAGUGGGGACGAGUAUUACUACACAGACGGUAUUUCUGCUGCAGCGGCUGGUAACGCCGGUAAAGAUCUCAAACCAAAAGGGGAUGUUUCAGCGACCACUUAUCAAAAUUACAGUUCCAAUUCCGCUACUUCGAGUCCAAGAAUAAAUCCGAAAAUUGCAAAAACACCGCUACCACUUCCCCCAGUACAGCAGACUAAAGCACAGCCAGUGUAUGGAAACGCUGGUAUACAAGAAGAAUACGAGAGUUUGGGAGGAAGAGGCGUCUCGGAAACUUACGCUGAUUUGGAUUAGUAUAUUAUCCUUGCACCUCUGACGUGAUUCAAAAUGCUUAUGAUGCAGUCAUUCACAUGCAAUUAAAAUUUGCCACAUCAAUGAUAUUCAUAUCAUCAGAAUAUUUUCUUUGCUAAACGAACUGCUACGUAUGUUACUUUUUUAUGUACAUAAUAAAACAUACAACAAUGUAGGAAAAUAUUCAAAUAUAUUAUUGUCUACACAGUGUCCUUGCUGUAUUAGAUGAUUGGAUGAUUUGUUCCCAGUAUGUGAAUGGAGAAAUAAGAAUUAAUGAUGUGCUACACUGUUUGCUGCAAAAGCAACGUAGGAGUUACGUAAAUAUUUGCACUAUGAUAAAAUUCAAAUAUUACUUAUAAAUACAUGUAUAAGUGGUGGUGAAAGAAACUUGUUCGUGUAGUGAAUAUGUCAAAUUAGGGAUCAUACUAAAUGAGAAUCAAUUCAUUAUGACAUUUCUAUAAUUGGCUAUUGUAGUGUCAUUUUUGUUUAAUUUGUAUAAUGUAAUAAAUACGGCCUUGUGAAUAGAAACAUGUACAUGACGAUGAUACUGCAAACAGAGUUAUUUGCAAGGGGUCAUUUUCGCGAUUUCAAUACAUAAACAGUUCACGUGGGGUUUUAUUUGCGAUCGAGGUAUUUGUGUUUCGUUUGCACGUGUUCUAUAACUAUGCACACAAAUACGUUUGAGGGAAUUUGUUUAAAAUUCACGUAUAAGCUUGAUGCAUUUACCAGUCUAGAAUAAUUCAUCAUUAAUUAUAUAUUAAACGGAGUAGUAACUUGAAUUUGGGGUUCUUCAGAAAUAAUAUCUUAAUAUUGUCUAUACUAUCUUAUAUUAUCUGGUGAUCGAAUAAUGAAGUUCGUCUCAAUACUUUUCUCCGUUGAUUUUCUUUCCUCCUUUUAUACACAGUAUGUAGUAGAAUCAGUACUAAAAUGUUGCGUAUCAUAUAUACUAGUAAAACAUAUGCAUGAACAUAUGGUGGUUAAUACGACUUCAAUGUCUUUAGUUACACCAUUGGUAUACCAAUAGUAACAUAUGAUUAGGUUUCCGAUAUUUAGUAAUAUUAUAAUACUAAUUUUGAUUUCUGCACAGCGCUGCUAUUUGCGGCCUUCAAGAGUUGUCAAUCAUUGAGAUCAUAUCACAUAUUAUUGUACCCAAUAUAUAUUGAGAAAUAAAUGAAAUUAAUAUUUUCUACAAAUAACACUUUGUUCUAUUUGUAGGUAUGUAAAGGUA